CUGCCCGGUGGCGGCUCCGCCAGCGGAGCCGUCCCAGCGGGCGGCGGAGGCAGCACCGACCGCCCCCGGCCCGGCCAUGUCGGAGCCCGGCGCCCCCGCGGCCGGUGAUAAAGCGCCCCGGCUCCAGGACCGUGUCCUUCGUGGGCUGCGCUGGGGCCGCCUCCAGGAGCCGCUGGGUUUCAUCAAGGUGCUGGAAUGGCUCUUUGCCAUCUUCGCCUUCGGCUCCUGUGGCUCCUUCAGCGGUGAGACCGGAGCCACAGUGAAAUGUGACGGUGGAGGGAUGACAGCCAUCAGCAUCCAGUUCGGGUACCCCUUCAGGUUAUACCAGAUUCCCUUUGGGAUGCCCAAUUGUGAGGAUGAAUCAGAAGCCCGCACCCUGUACCUCGUGGGCGAUUUCUCCGCUCCCGCCGAGUUUUUCGUGACCCUGGGGGUCUUCUCCUUCCUCUACUCCAUGGCUGCUCUGGUGCUCUACCUCCGCUUCCAUUCCCUGUACACGGAGAACACGAAGCUCCCGUUCACAGAUUUCUGUGUCACCGUCUGCUUUGCCUUCUUCUGGCUGGUGGCAGCAGCGGCGUGGGGCAAGGGGCUGAGCGACGUGAAGGCGGCCACGCGCCCCUCCGCCCUCAUCGCUGCCAUGGCCGUGUGCCAGGCCGACGGCGUGCUCUGCAACGCUGGCACCACGCCCGCCAUGGGGCUGGCCAACAUCUCGGUGCUCUUCGGGUUCCUCAACUUCCUGCUGUGGGCCGGGAACUGCUGGUUCGUGCUGCGGGAGACGCCGUGGCUGCGGCCGCCCGCGCCCCGCGACAGCGCGGCCGAGCAGGGCGCCAUCGACAAGCAGUGACCAGGGGGACCCAGCCCGGGGGGACCCAGCCCGGCCCCCGGGACCUCGCGCCGGCCGCCAGCCCGGGGACCGGGUGUCGCUGUCCCCGGGUUGGAGCCGCCGGGGGUUCGGAUGCUGCAGGGGGACACGGAAUCCCGGGGGUCCUGCUCGGUGUCGGGGGCUCCGUGUCUCUGUGGGGCGCAUAAAGUCCU
Messenger RNA from Camarhynchus parvulus, 1032 nucleotides. It is a transcript of the gene SYPL2, whose product is annotated as synaptophysin like 2. The transcript has 6 exons. Lineage: Eukaryota; Metazoa; Chordata; Aves; Passeriformes; Thraupidae. Gene Ontology annotation, cellular component: synaptic vesicle membrane; synaptic vesicle. The coding region runs from base 77 to 841 and encodes 254 amino acids. The record is from RefSeq and is a predicted model, not a curated record.